Messenger RNA from Gastrolobium bilobum, 1452 nucleotides. RefSeq names its product metal tolerance protein 1-like. Gene Ontology annotation, cellular component: vacuole; plasma membrane. The record is from RefSeq and is a predicted model, not a curated record. Lineage: Eukaryota; Viridiplantae; Streptophyta; Magnoliopsida; Fabales; Fabaceae. The transcript is spliced from 3 exons. Gene Ontology annotation, biological process: zinc ion transmembrane transport. Gene Ontology annotation, molecular function: zinc ion transmembrane transporter activity. The coding region runs from base 227 to 1402 and encodes 391 amino acids.
AUCGAAUCACACCAAAGAUUCACAAAUCAAAACCAAUGAGUCCUUUCUUUCUUUCUAUUGAAACUCAACAAGCACCGGCCUGGCGGAGCAGGACUUCUUACUAGUCCUACCAUUGCUGAAAACUGAAAUAAUACAGAGUUCUCUUUCCAGAGAGGGUUUUUCAAUUUUUCUUCUUCUUCAUCACUGAUAUAAGAGAGAGGUGGAUUGCCAAGCUCGUGUUUAGAAGAUGCAAGCCAAAGCUCAAAGCCAAAUGGAAGCACAAAGCUCUAAGCACGCACAAAUUAUUGAAAUCAGUGGAGAACUUCCUCCGGGAGGAGGUAUGAUUUGUGGGGAAGCACCAUGUGGGUUCUCGAAUGCUGGAUCAAUCUCUCAGGAUUCCAAAGAACGAUCAACUUCAAUGCGAAAGCUUGUGAUGGCAGUGGUUCUUUGUGUUAUUUUCAUGAGCAUUGAAGUAGUUGGUGGCAUUAAAGCUAAUAGCCUUUCAAUUUUGACAGAUGCAGCCCAUUUGCUUUCAGAUGUUGCAGCAUUCGCCAUCUCUAUAUUUUCUUUAUGGGCUGCUGGUUGGGAAGCCAAUCCUCGUCAAUCAUAUGGAUUUUUCAGAAUAGAGAUUCUUGGUGCUUUGGUUUCUAUCCAGUUAAUAUGGUUGCUUGCUGGGAUUCUGGUAUACGAAGCCAUUGAAAGAAUUGUAGCUGGGACUCAUGAGGUGAAUGGCUUUUUAAUGUUUAUAGUUGCUGCAUUUGGUCUAGUGGUUAACAUCAUCAUGGCUCUGUUAUUGGGUCAUGAUCAUGGCCAUGGACAUAAUGAUCAUGGCCACAGCCAUGGACUUCAAGUGUCUACUCAUCACCAUCAUCAUGAUGUCAAUCAUCCAAAAGAUUGCCACCAUCAUGCUCAUGAAGAUCACAUGCACCAUGAUGCUCACGAGGUUGCUAAACCGCUUCUUGGUGAAUCAAAAAAGAAGGAGAGGAGAUGGAACAUAAAUGUACAGGGUGCUUAUCUCCAUGUACUUGGGGACUCUAUCCAGAGUGUUGGAGUAAUGGUUGGGGGAGCAAUCAUAUGGUAUAAGCCUGAUUGGCAAUUAGUUGAUUUAAUUUGCACUUUAAUAUUUUCAGUAAUUGUUUUGGGGACAACAAUAAAUAUGCUGCGAAACAUAUUGGAAGUCCUAAUGGAGAGCACACCACGUGAGAUAGAUGCAGCCAAGCUUGAAAGGGGGCUGCUGGACAUGGAAGAAGUAGUGGCUGUUCAUGAGUUGCAUAUAUGGGCUAUUACAGUUGGCAAGGUUUUACUGGCUUGUCAUGUUAAAAUCAGACCAGAAGCGAAUGCAGACAUGGUGCUGGACAAAGUUAUAGACUAUAUCAGAAGGGUUUAUAACAUCAGUCAUGUAACUAUACAGAUAGAGCGCUAGUACAUUAUUUUGGCCAGUGAUGAUUAUGAACGGAAGAAUUUAGAUACAGG